This is a messenger RNA of Monodelphis domestica (gray short-tailed opossum), 7564 nucleotides long. It is a transcript of the gene MAGT1, whose product is annotated as magnesium transporter 1. The record is from RefSeq and is a predicted model, not a curated record. NCBI's taxonomy places the organism in Eukaryota, Metazoa, Chordata, Mammalia, Didelphimorphia, Didelphidae. Gene Ontology annotation, cellular component: oligosaccharyltransferase complex.
ACGCAAAGUGAUUUCCUGGGGAAGGGCACAUAUUCCUUCUCUCCGGGCUGUUCACGUAUGCAGCAAUCGGAUCAAUACAAUUAUCUACAUUUGGGUGUCCCCAAGUUGCAUCUCCUGGAGACUAUAUCUAAAGGACCAAUCAGCAAACUCCAGAUCAUUCCGCCCAAGACUGCAGACCACCGAACCGACCAAUGAAAAAUAAAAAUCUUUUUGUCCCGCAGCCGACAUUGCGGGUUUAAGUGAGAAGGGAGAGGGCGGGGCGUCUUUUGUCACCCAGACCAAUGAGCGAACGCGCCCGAGUGGCCCGUUUCCUACCCCCGCCCUUGCCAUCCCUGGCUGAGGAAAGUUUCAGUCGGGCUGGUUGGGGCUGGUAGCGGAGAGGAGCGGCCAUGGCUGUCGGUUGGCGAGUUUGGUGCGUGCCGGCGGUGGCGGCGCUGGCGUUGGCGCUGCUCUUCGUGGCUUGCCGCUUCCCCUCUGCCUCUGCCUUCCGCAGAAAGGAGAUGGUGUUGUCAGAAAAGGUUAGUCAGCUGAUGGACUGGACCAGCAAGAGAGCAGUGAUAAGAAUGAAUGGAGAUAAAUUCCGUCGUUUUGUCAAGGGAUCGCCAAAAAACUACUCUGUGAUUGUGAUGUUCACUGCUCUUGAACCACAUCGACAAUGUCUGGUGUGCCGGCAAGCUGAUGAAGAAUUCCAUAUUUUGGCCAACUCCUGGAGAUACUCGAAUGCUUUUACCAACAAGAUAUUUUUCGCUAUGGUAGAUUUCGAUGAUGGGUCAGAUGUAUUUCAGAUGCUAAACAUGAAUUCGGCUCCAACUUUCAUGAACUUCCCUGCUAAAGGAAAGCCAAAACAGAGUGAUACAUAUGAAUUACAAGUGCGGGGUUUUUCAGCUGAGCAGAUUGCCCGAUGGAUAGCCGACAGAACUGAUGUCAACAUUCGAAUAAUUCGACCUGCAAAUUAUGCUGGCCCCCUGAUGUUGGGAUUGCUCUUGGCUGUUAUUGGUGGUCUUGUGUAUCUUCGAAGGAGCAAUCUAGAUUUUCUUUUUAACAAAACUGGAUGGGCUUUUGCAGCUUUGUGUUUCGUGCUUGCAAUGACGUCCGGGCAGAUGUGGAACCACAUAAGAGGACCACCGUAUGCUCAUAAGAAUCCCCAUACGGGACAGGUGAAUUAUAUCCAUGGAAGCAGCCAGGCCCAGUUUGUUGCUGAAACACACAUUGUCCUUCUGUUUAAUGGUGCUGUUACUCUGGGGAUAGUGCUUUUGUGUGAAGCCAUCACAUCUCACAUGGAUAUCGGAAAGAGAAAGUUAAUGUGUGCUGUUGGCAUUGUGCUCGUUGUGGUGUUCUUUAGUUGGAUGCUGUCUGUCUUUAAGUCAAAAUACCAUGGCUAUCCCUACAGUUUCCUGAUGAAUUAAAAAGAAACAAAUCAACGCUGGAACAUUAAAGCUUGGAAAUUGUAUAUAUUGUGUUGGAACAGUGCAAAGUGUGUAUGGUUCAUAUUACCUCUCUUGAAAAGGAUUGAGAUUGUGUUAAAAAAUUGAACCAAAGAGUGAUGUGUAGUGCCUUAAUGUUAACAAGAAGUUUGCUUUAAAAGUCCGUGCAGUGUUAGGACAAAAUUUCCCUUCUGUUGUUAACCUUCCCGUCCCUGUGAGCUUUACAAAACAUUGAACCUCGUGGAAUUCAGAGUUUUUUAGAUAGAGUAUGUUUUGGGAAUAAAAGAAAAUCUUCUAGUAGCACUACUUCAGUCUAAUUUGAGGAAUUCUUUUUUGUUCAUUUUUAGCCACCUGAUAAAAUAUUUUUCUACUCCAGUAUGAAGAGAUGUCUUGAUCAAUCUUUAUCUAUCCAGCAAUUCCAGAUAACUACGAUAAAUGUCCUCUACCCGUUCCCCACCCCUUUCCCCCAUGGAAUUGAUGCUUUGCACAUCUGUCUUUUAGGUUGAUAAACCAGAUGUGCUGUGUUGCCUCCUAAAAACAGAACCCACUCCCCAUGUAUACAGACCAAGGCUCCCUAAUGGAUUUUUUUGCCUGGGUCUUUUCUCCUAAAGCACAUUGCUAUGUAGCUUUAGACAUGAAAAAGUCACAAAAAAAAGUCAUCUCUGUGGGUGCUAAUAAGCAGUCUUAUACUUAGAGUUUUCAAGUGAAUUCCUUUUCCCUAGUUUUCUGUAAUUCAAGAAAGCUCAUUUAAAAUAUGCCAGCUUGAUAAUAAAUUAGUCCAACUUCCUGAUUAAAACAAUUGUCCUUAUUUGAAGUUACUUUGAGGGUUACCAUAGUAGCUCACAGAAUGAACCUAAACAUUUUCCAAUUGGGACAAAUUUCUUUUAGGCUUUGUCUACUUUGGGACAAAGAGUUUGAAAGAUGAUUAAAUAAAGGUACAAUUCUAGGGACUUCAGGGGGGAUCCACAUGAUGAGUAAUUGGUAUGUGACAGGUAGUACUCGAAUGAAUAUGUUAUAUAGUGAAUUUUUUUCAACUUCAAUUACGCUUAUUAAUUGAUGCUAAGCAUGACACCUAGUGACUGUCAGUUAUCCAAUGGUUGGGGUGAACAGGUGGUCAGGCUCUACUGUGCUAAGUUGCUUAAUGUAUGCUUAACUAAUUGGGCUAAAAAAUGUUUUGUUGUUAAAAAAAAAAUCUCCUGCCCAUGGGGCCAUACAUUGGACAUCCAGUUUGUCUUGGUUGCUGCCUCUGUACAUAAAUGAAGUGCCCUUGAAAAUCUAUGGUACUUAUCUUUUCCCCCUCCUCCUCCUUCCCCAAGUAGAGUAUAAGCUCCUUGAGGGCAGGGGCAGUUGGCUUUUUGUGUUGUAUUUCCAGCACCUUACACAUAGUAGGCACUUCAUAAAUGUUCGUUGAACUAAAUUGAAUUCUUUUAUUUUCCCCAACCUCUUUAAGUAGAAGAUCAAGAUAAAAAUCGGAUAUGUUUUGCUCUUUGGCUUUCUUCAAUGAAUGAAAAUAAUAGACCAAACAGUUUGAGAAUGAACUAUUGUAACUGAUAUGCUUCUACUCCCUAUUUAAGUUUCCAGUGUGGUUACUAUCUUUCUGUGAGAAUUUACCAUUAGGUCAAAAUCCAUAUUAUCUUCAGCAAUGAUGAGAAAAGUAAAUACAAUGAUGGGGACGGAGAGAGAGGGAUGAAAGAAGGAAAGUGAAGUCCUACCUUUUUGUUUUUAUGCUGUGACUGCCAGCUAUUGUUUACCUUCCCCAGAGUAUAUACCAUGAGAUUCUGUGGCUUUAUGUGAAUGAGGCCAUAGGAGAUCACUGUUUGGAAAGAGCCUCCAGGCUUCCGAAGAAAGGUGGCUUUUAAGCCAUUGCUUAAGGGGAAUGGUUGACCGAGGUGGUCUUAUGUAGCUCCAUCUUUUAUUUGUUACUCCAUUGGGUACCUCCAUUUGUGGAUUCUCUUGUGUCUCCAUCAGCUGUUGUUGCUCACGUUGGACCCACUGAAUUUAUGCUCUGAUAACCCAAGAGUGAGAUUUGUUAUGAAGCUGUCUGGCCGCAAGAAAGUAUUAGAAUAUUACUUGUACAGAGAGACUAGUGUGAGUUAUUUUCAUUUAGCUCACUUAUCGAGCAGCUGUGUAAAGCGUGUGGAGAAAAGAAAUAGUGCUGUAUUCAAAAUUGAACAUCUCUUUUAUUUGAAUUUUGAAACUGACUUCCAUCUAAAGUGCCUUAACUAGACUUAACUUAGCUUUUCCAUGACCAGUUUACAUCUCACUUGUGUUACUUUUAAGUAAAACAUCACAGUUACAGAGAUAAUCAUAUAACAUUUCAAUAAACCAUUUUACAAUCUUAAUUGCAGGCUUUUGAUGGAGAUUUUUAAUUUUUAAAAAAGCGAGCAGACAAAUUUAAAAGACAAAAAUGAUUCUAAUUUGGAUGGUCUGAUGGCUUUCUGAUUUGGAACCUGAAUAAUGAUGAGCCUGGUAGUUUCAAAUAUGUUUAUCAUUUCUUGGCAAACUUUAUUUACGUGAGACUGAAAACUCAAUUUCAACCUUUUUUUUUUUUUUGAAUUUUUACAGCCUAUUGGAUUACGCAGAAUAUCUAAGAAAGUAAGUGAGCGGAUAUCUGAGUGUUUUAGGUUCUGACCUGUUCAAGUAAAUAUUCGUAGUAGAAUCUUGUCUAACAAAGUCAAGAAUGGAGAAGAUUACCUGAACAGCUUGAGUAAAUAACUCACUCUUUUAUGAUGAAUCAGCCCCAUGUAGAUAGAGUCUUUUGCUUCAUGACUGCUUCCACUCUCUAUUCUGCUUUGGAGGACUCACAAUAGAUUGUUGGAAUUUACAAUUCUUCCCUCAGUAUUCCAAGAUCAUGGUGGAUAGGUCUGCUUUUAACAGUGUGAAAUUAAUAGAAUUUUAAAAGUCAAUUCUCACAGAAACCAUUGCAAUGAUAGUUACCUGUGUAUAUGAAUCUAUAUGAAUAUAUACGUGCAUAUUUAUUGUUGUUAUUGUUGUUGUAAUUACUGUUAUCAUUAUAGUAGGGAGAUUGCUGGACUAAGAAUGAGGUGAUCUGGGUCCCAUUUUGGGCUCUGCCAUUAACUAGUUGUGUGACCUUUAAUGUCUGGGUGUCAGUUUCCUUGUCUGUAAAAUGAAGGCUUUGACUUGAAGAAACCCUUUGUGUAGAGGAUCAGGACCUGGGUGUAAAAUAUCAGGAGUUUUAAAUAGACCAAAGUCAUUUGAUGCACCACAACUGGGAAAGAGUUGGAAUAUUGUCAACUGAAGUUCAGUAUAAUCCCUCCAUGGGCCAUUUGCUCCAAGUUUAGAAACUGAAGAGGAGAUAACUAGCAUUUGAGGAGCCUGGAGUAAAGGAGAGGCUAAACAGAGAGCAAUGUAGUGGAAAGUCCCAGUGUAGAGUAGCAAACCCUGGCCGCCUCUCUUGCUGGGGUCUCAUUCAAAGUAGUCAUCUAAGUUACAGGGAUUGUAUCGAUCACUAAGGGAAGAUUGGCCUAGUACAGGGCUUGGCAUCUUUUGUGUCUGUAUCUGUAUAACUAAACUUCUUUGUUUUAGCAAAAUGAAGGCAGUGAACUAGGGGAUCUAAAGGGUCCCAAUCAGCUCACACAUUCUCCACUUCCAAGUUCAUCAAGUGUUAAGGCUGGAGUUCAGCUUUCAAUGAAUGUCUCAUUUUUUUUUUUUAUAUUCACGUUUGGCUGUUUAAUGAAAGCUAUAAGCUACAGGCUUUUCUGCAGCCAUUAGAUUGCAGAAUCAGUAUAUUGUGAAAUACCAUAAAAGGAUAUGAAGAAUUCCAUAUGCCAUAUAUUAGUAAAAUGUCCGAUACUAUGAUUUCUUUUUAAAAUAAAGUUUGUUUUGCAUCAGUAACUUCUCAGUAUACUUUAAAUCCCAUAAAAACCUGCCUUGUAACCACAGAAAACAGUUAAGCAAAAUCAGUUGCCUUGGGGACAGCAUGUAGUGGCAUAUGCAGUAUUCUGCCUCCUUGGACUCUCUGUGGAAGGAAGGACAGUGUGUUUUAUCAUUAUUCUUUGGAACCCAAAUGGGUGGGUACAUUGAGUCUGAGAUCUGAUGCCCUUUAACAUUGUUUGCCUUUCUAUUAUUGUUAAUGUGUAUAUUAUUUUCUUGUUCGCCUUUCUUUUGCGUUAAUUCAUACAGGUCUUCCCAUGUUUCUGUGAAUUCUUACUAUUUGUAAUUUCUGAUGAUCCAAUAAUCUGUUAUAUUGUUCAGGCAUUUCCUUAAUCGAUGGGCAUCCAUGUUGUUCUGGUUUUUCAAUCCUUUAAUCUAGAGGGAACUCACUUUGGAGCUGUUAGCUCUGUACUAUGUGCAACCAUGAUUCGUGGAUGAAAUGGUGAUAUAACCCUUUUCACUGAGUGGUAUUCAGCAAUGUUCCUGAUGUUUCCAUUUGGCAAGUUUUUGUAUCUGCGAUUAGAUUCUCUAUUUUUGUCCUAGGCUUAGCUAUCUCAUUCUAAAUGAAACAUAGUAGAAAGUAUAAGUUUAAAGAACAGUAGCAUUUUUGAGCUAGAAGAGACCUUGACGUAUCUAGUCUAACCUCUUCAUUUUACAGAUAAGGAAAUUAGUCUUUGGAGUAGUGAAGCUAAUUAAAUUCACACAGCAAAUUGGUAGCUCUCUCAGUUCGUUAACUCUUAUUUUGGUUUUUCAUAUGAAAAGUGCCAAACAGAUUCACUCUGAACCCCCAAAGCAUAUGAAGGACAGUAAAUAAUUCUAUUUCUCAUGUGGUAUUAUUAGAAGAUUCUCAAUACAGCAAGAAAGGCUUUGCACUACGACGGUAGUGAACAUGAGACACUGGAAAGACGAUAUUUAGGAGGUGUGAAAUUGGAUACUUUCACAUCUAGACCAAAAGAUCUCACUCCUCAACUUGAAUCCCUGAGUAGCCACCCAGGCCAGUGAUGGCCAGCUAAAUGACUUCUCUAGGGGGUUGGAGAGAUGAGUUUUUAUAGGUUGGCUCUGCUGGCUGGCUGAGGUAAUACUUAAAUGUUGUGCUGUCCUCAUUUGUUGACCCAAUUCAUGACGUGCUUCUAGUAUAUCCUAUCAGUUGAGUGGCCCCUGACCAAUGAAGGUGGGAGGAGGAGAGAAAAUACCUGGGUUAGGGAUUCCCUCUUUAGCCAAAUUGAAUUUUUCAAUUUUUCAAGUCAUAGCCAUGAGUGUUGGACUAUGACAAACCCAAUACAUCCGGCCCCUAGUGGGAUCAUAGAUUUAGAUCUGAAAGGCACUUUAGCAGCCAAUCUAUUCCAAUUAAUCCCACCCCUAUUAUACAAAUAAAAAAACUUGGUCCAGAUAGCUGAAAUUCACUUCAAUUCCAUAAAUAUUUAUAAAGCGCCUAUUAUGUGCCAGGUACUGUGACUUUUCCAAGGUCACCCAGAUAGCAAGGGACAGGGCUGAGAUGUAAACCUCUAUGUCCUCCCAUUCCAAAUCUAGUGCUUUUUUAAAAAAAAAAUAAAAAUAUUUUCUUUUAUACAAAUUUGGUGCUUUAGUCUCCACCACAAACCAAAUGUUAUACACAAUUAAGAACAUCAUAAAGGUGGUGGGGGCAUUUUAUAAAGCUAAAAACAAGUCUCAGCCCUGCCACUUUUUACCUGUGUUACCUUGGAGUGGUCACUUCACCCUGAGGAGUGUAGUUUUCCCAUCUGUGAAAAGAAGAGGUUGGCUUUGAUGACCUCUAAGGUUCCUUCCAGCUCUAUGUGUAUGGUGCUAUCAUGUAAGCUCCUUGAGGGCAGGUACUAUUUUUCACCUUUUGUCUUUGUAUCACUAAGGCCUAGCAUAGUGCCUUGCAUAUAGUAGCUACUUAAAAUUGUUUUGCUGAAUUGUUUGUAAGUUAAUACUACCCAGGAUGCACUUAGCAAAGUUCUUGGCACUGUCAAAUGGUUCAACCUGAGAAAUUGGUCUUAUCAAUAGAAAUGGCACGACAAAGAAGAUGGAUUUCGGCUGAUUUCCCGGCUGCUUCACCCCAAGGACCGUUGGGCCUUUCCAUCCGAUGUACAGUAGAAACUUCCUAUCUAUAUGUUAUCUCCUCCUAUUAGAAUGUGAGCUUGAGCACAGGAACUGUCUCAACUUUGUAAUUGUAUCCCCAAUACUUAGCGCAGUGCAUUGCAUAUAGUAAGAUCUAAAUAAAUGCGUUUUCAUUCAUUCAUUCA